Mus caroli (Ryukyu mouse) is the source of this 7303-nucleotide messenger RNA. It is a transcript of the gene Pank3, whose product is annotated as pantothenate kinase 3. The record is from RefSeq and is a predicted model, not a curated record. Gene Ontology annotation, cellular component: cytosol; nucleus. Lineage: Eukaryota; Metazoa; Chordata; Mammalia; Rodentia; Muridae. Gene Ontology annotation, biological process: coenzyme A biosynthetic process. Gene Ontology annotation, molecular function: ATP binding; pantothenate kinase activity.
UGGAGCCUCACUCUGCGGAGAACUACAACUCCUAGCAGCCCCUCGGAGAGCGAGGCGAGGAGGCCUGAGUCACGUGGGCGCUGGGCCUGGGCGGGCUAUUUCUCAGUGCGGCGGCGGCGGCGGCGGCGGCUCGGGGGACCGGGGCCUUUUGUUCGGAGCGGCUGCGGGGGGCCACGGAGCGGCGAGGCCCGCGGCCUUCCCCGGCUCGCUCGGUCCCGGCCACCCCUUGCGGGGUUGCGGGGCCGCCCCGUGGGCCGCCUGUGGCCUCAGGCGCCGCCGCCCCGCCCUAGGCCCGCCCCGCCCGGCCUGAGGGGAGGAACCGGCCGGGCCUCGCCGCGCGGCCCAGCCAGCUCCGGAGUAUUCACCUCUCCUCGCUGAGCUCUGCACCCGAGGCUACCCCUCGCGCCUUAGGCCGACGCCAUGAAGAUCAAGGAUGCCAAAAAACCCUCUUUCCCAUGGUUUGGCAUGGACAUUGGAGGAACGCUAGUAAAGCUCUCAUACUUUGAACCUAUUGACAUCACAGCAGAGGAAGAACAAGAGGAAGUUGAGAGCUUAAAGAGUAUUCGGAAAUACUUGACUUCUAAUGUAGCAUAUGGAUCUACUGGCAUUCGGGAUGUACAUCUUGAACUGAAGGAUUUAACACUUUUUGGACGAAGAGGAAACUUGCACUUUAUCAGAUUUCCAACCCAGGACCUGCCUACUUUUAUCCAAAUGGGGAGAGAUAAAAAUUUCUCAACCUUACAAACGGUGCUGAGUGCUACAGGAGGUGGUGCUUACAAGUUUGAGAAAGAUUUUCGCACAAUUGGAAACCUCCACCUGCACAAACUGGAUGAACUUGACUGCCUUGUAAAGGGCUUGCUGUACAUAGAUUCCGUCAGUUUCAAUGGACAAGCAGAAUGCUAUUAUUUUGCUAAUGCCUCAGAACCCGAGCGAUGCCAAAAGAUGCCUUUUAACCUGGAUGAUCCUUACCCACUGCUGGUAGUGAAUAUUGGCUCAGGAGUCAGUAUUUUAGCAGUCCAUUCCAAAGACAACUAUAAAAGAGUGACUGGGACAAGCCUUGGAGGGGGCACCUUUCUUGGUUUAUGCAGUUUGUUGACUGGCUGUGAAAGUUUUGAAGAGGCUCUGGAAAUGGCAUCCAAAGGUGACAGCACCCAAGCUGAUAGGUUGGUCCGAGAUAUUUAUGGAGGAGAUUAUGAAAGAUUUGGUCUGCCGGGUUGGGCUGUGGCAUCUAGUUUUGGUAACAUGAUUUAUAAGGAGAAACGAGAGACUGUUAGUAAAGAGGACCUGGCAAGAGCUACUUUAGUUACCAUCACCAAUAACAUUGGUUCUGUGGCGCGGAUGUGUGCUGUUAAUGAGAAAAUAAAUCGAGUUGUCUUCGUUGGGAACUUUUUACGUGUCAAUACUCUCUCCAUGAAACUUUUGGCGUAUGCUUUGGAUUACUGGUCAAAGGGCCAACUGAAAGCAUUGUUUUUAGAACAUGAGGGAUACUUUGGAGCUGUCGGUGCACUUCUUGGCCUGCCAAAUUUCAGCUAAGACGUCCGCGAGCUUCACUAAGGAACGCCGUUCAGGAGGAGCCGAUCCAGAAGCUGCAGUCAUUGUUUGUCACUGGGAACCAAAGGAUGAAAGCAUAAUUCUAUUUGUGUUCAUUUUAAAUGUCAGAAUGGUGAGCUCGUGAGCUUUGCCGCAUGGAAAGCCCUGUAAUGGGAAGUAUCCCUCAUUGAUGUCCUCUUGUCUGUAUGAUAGCCAGCGUUCCAUCUUAAAUGCAAUACAGCCUCUUGAUUGUUGAACUUUCCUCAAUGAUUUUCUAUUUAUUUGAUGCAGCCAACAUUGUAGUACUGUGUGCUCAGACACAAAUCUUAAAAUCUCAGAAAUGUUUGUUUAUGCAAAAUAAUUGAUUCUAAAUGUUUGUUUGUUCUAAAUAUUUGUUUGAGUCUGUCACGUAUGUUUGGUUAUUAGUGAGCAGGAAGUAACAUACUCUCAUAAUUUAUUGUACUGGCAAUCAAAGAUCAUUUUCUGUGACUUAGAAAUGUUAAGGCAAUAUUAAGUAUUAACUGUGGUAGUUUUAUAACAUAUCCUCAGAAAAGCAUGUCUAUAUGACCUCUGCCCAUAAGUAUAAUUUUCUCUCAGAUGAUGAGUUGAAAUACUGUGUUUAAACCUGAACCUGAAUUUUUCUAUUGAAUCCCUGAAGUUUUUGCGCAUAUUUGGUGGCGCUACACUUUCUUUAUCUCAUGCAUUAAUCAGUAUAUGUGUUAAAUGUUUACUGUUUGUAAAAUUGAGGGCAUAAUCACAUACUUUGGAGUCUAUCUAAUUAAUUAAGUCCUUAGACUGUUCAAAUGGAAUAUGGUUAGAGCGAGUGACAUUCUAUGCUCUUUCUCUACCAUGUGUAUCUCAGGCCCAAAUGUGCAUUUCUUAUCAUUAGAUCUGAACUUGGGAAGCUGAUGUGUACCUUCCAUAAGCAGUAGCAAUGGACAGAAUUAGAUGCUAUCAAAAGGAAAGUUUUAAAGUUAUGUGGCUCUGGGCAGCAUUACUAAGUUACAGAUGGAUCAAUGUUUAUGGUUUUUGGUCAUAAAAGCAUCGCAGACCAAGAAUUUGUCUUUCUGCUUGGAAUUUAUUCUUGGGUUUGAAUUCCUGUUUUUUUAUAAUGUUAAAAUGUAACAUUUUUGAUGCCAUUAGUUUGGUAAGUUGAGUCUGUAUGGGAAAUGGACCUAUAUUAAUUUCUGAUUUCUGGAAAUAACCUUAAAGAGGUUAGAUUGUUUACAUUUGAAAGAGUAUUUCAGUGUAGUUUCUGAGACCCCAGUGUUCAAAGUUUCCAGCAGACUGUCAAGAGGUUCUUGAUAAAGACAGGUCUCUGGAGCCAGGUGUGGUGGCGUAUGCUUUUAAUCUCUGCACUUGGCAGGCAGAGGCAGGCGAAUCUCUUGAGUUCAAGGACAGCCUGGUCUACAGAGUGAGUUCCAGAACAGCCAGGGCUACACAGGGAAACCCUGUUUCUGGGGUGAAAAAAAAAAACCACAACACAGAUUUCUGUGUAGUUUAUGGAAGCACAUGACGAUAUUGUUUGCCCAGUAAACAUUUUAAGUCUACAAUGAUGUCACUCAGUGUUUGUCUCGACAGCCUGGCUUGUUUCAGUUGUGAUGCUACUGCUUGCUUUGUUUUAAAGGUUGACUUGAGUGUGCAGAUAAGAAAAUAACUGAAUGAUAGAAACUGUAGAUUAUCUAGUGUGGAAAUUCUAUACAUCAGCAGCUAUAGAUUUAGGGCUAUCUUUAAAUUAAAUAGUGCUCACAUUAAUUUCACCACUUUGCUUUGGUUUAUAUAGAACUAGCAUUUUGCCAUUUGGAACGGAAAUUAACUACUAAGGGCCAUGUAAAGUGAACUAAGUUGUUCAUACAUUUACCUUUUCUCAAGUGUAAUCUGUCAUUACUGAAUUAAUGAGAACACAGAAUCAUAAUUGAUAAAGGCUGCCAAGAUUCUAAUCUAACCUGUAUUGCUCUUGAGAAAUUCCCUGUAUGCAUGCUAUCACAAAUAGAGAUUUGCUUCUAAUAUCAAUCAACCUAAUUAAAGAUCUGGGUUCUUAAACAGUGCCAUUUAAUAGAUAAAAUGUAAACUAUGAAUAAUUUUAUAUUUUCUAGUAAAUGCAUUAAAAGCUAACAAGAAAUAGGUGAAGGUCAUUUUAGUACCUUUUUAAAAAAUUUACCAGUAUAUCUAAUAUGUUAUUUCAGUGUGAAAUUGGCACCAAAAAAUUAAUUGGGAGAUGUGUUUGCCCUUUUGUUUAUUUUGUUUUUAUUUAGUCUUCAGUUAAUAUAUAUUUUAUUCUUAAUGACACAUUCAGUUUUAGACUGACCACCUUUCAGAUUUCAUAGCCACAUAUAUUAGUAGUGUUUUUCUAAAGCUUCUUUGUUUUGUUUUUGUUUGAGACAGCCUCAACUAGAUAGCGCCAGUUGGCUGGGAACUGACUAUGUAGACCAGGCAAACCCCAAACUCAAAUCUACCUGCCUCUGUCCCUGCCCCUGUCUGCCAAGAUUAAAGGUUUGUUGGGAGUCCUUACAAGAGAGCACUAUUAUGUGUCCUUGAAAACUUUGUGAAUAUGGGCUUUUAAAAGAAUGAGAUGGGAAAAAACAAUAACUUUUUUAAGUAAAGACCAUUUAUUGGGGCAGUUUAUUUUACAUAGAUAAGCUGUUACUAUUUCAAAAAUACUGUAUAUUGUCAUCAUGUCAUCUCUUGUGUAGUGUAUGGGAUUUUUCUAAUAACUGAUAUUGAUAAAACUGCUUGUGACACAUCCUAAUAGUUAGCAAUUUCCAAACUAAUGUAUUUCCUUUAUGGAAGCAAAAUUAAUUCCAGGGACUUAGUUUCUAAAGUUUCUGAGUUUUGUGCAGUCAAUUUUGAAAGAUUACCAAGAGACACUUUUUAUCUCAUUGUUAUUUUUUAUACACACAAAGAGUCUUUCUAAAAAUUCUGAUAACUUUCAAAUGCUAAGAGCAUCGUCAGCCAUGGUUUUGGUGGUAAUACACGCACACAAAUCUAAAACAUCACCUCUCCCCCAAAAGGUUGCCUUUUAACUAGACUUCUCCAGUCAUCUGUACACACACAGGCCAUAGCAAGGCAUUGCCCUCCUCAGCUCCUCUGAGGAGGUGGAGGAGGAGUGGAUUUCUCCUGUGGUUCAAGUCUUUGCCAAGGCAAGGCUAGUAAUAUGCAUAAUUGAAAGACAGCCCCUCAAGGGAUUCUCAUUAUUUGCAAAUACUGGACUCUUCCAAGGCUCUAAAUGGAUGGCGCCCUUGAGUGCAGGUUUAGGUAUCCACUCCUAAAAAUAACGCUGUUUUGUGGGUUACAUUCUCGAGGAAGGAAAGUUCAUCUGGCUAUAGUUUCUAAACAUCCUUUAUAUAACUACUUUGUUAGAAACAAAGUUCUUUCUUAUUUAGUUUAUCAUAUCUUUUGUUGAGCACUUUAUCUUUGUUAGUGUUUUGCAUUUUUGAAUAUAAUUCAGAAAUUCUAGGUUAUGCAAAGAAUUUAUAAAGCAUAAUUAAAAUGAGUGUAUAUUACUUUGCAUUCGACUUCAGUUUUGUGGUAUGUGUAAACAAAAUAACAGAAAAACAUUUUUUAAAAUACUCUGAUAUCUAAGGUGAUUGCCUCUAAACCGUCUAUGUUGUCUUUUCCCACCCAAGCUCCUAUGUUACUGAGUGCACUUCAUUGUGACAGCAAUGCUGGCCAGCUAGCUUCAUCUGUGUCACCAGAUAAUCUCUUGUUUGAUUUUUGCUUUUUGAGACAGGGUCUCUGUGUAGUUCUGGCUGUCCUAUAACUUUGUUAUGUAGACCAGGUGCCUCAAACUCAGAGAUCCUCUUGUCUCUGCUUCCCAAGUGCUAGCAACAAAAGCAUGUGCCAGCACAUCCGGCCUGCAUCACAAAAGUUCUGUUUUACAACCUAUAACAGGAAUUGUCUCACACUGUCAGUAAUACAGUGAUAUAAUCUCUUUUUUUCCCUUUGAAGUAUUAAGAUAGCCAGUUCAAUACAGCAACAUAAAAAAGUGUCCCAAGUUUUUGCUGCCUUUUAUUCUACUUGCAAAAUUAAAAUAUUCCCCCAUUGGACACACUGUGCUGUCGUAUAUAUUCAGUACAUGUGGAGUUCUGCUUGGAACAGUGUUUUACAGUGUUCUGGUCAUUGGCCUAGCUUCUUCACGUCUCUCAUUAGUUGUUAACCAGGACUUUGGCCACCGUGGGAACAACACCGUUGCCAGGAGCCAGAGCAAACAGUUGCUCCAUUCCUGGCAGGGCUCAAGAUGACUUACACAUUGCAGACCUAUCAUGUGCUAGAGCUUAUUUUUAGUGCUUCAUAGUGUUUUAGUAAUUCAUUAGUACAUGUGGAUAAGUACUUACAAAACCAGGAAAAAAGUUAUUGUCAUUAUUGCCUGUGAUAGCUACUGGAAAGUACUUGUGUAACCUCAAAAUCAUUUAGGGAUUGUUAUUCUUCAUUUGUACAAGAUGAAAAUUCAGAGAUGUUGAAGUAUUAGCUAUAUUUGGGAUUUUAGUAGCCCCUCUCCUUGACCUGUUUUUAUUUCUAAUCAUUGUGUGGUCACAGGUGAGGGUGAACACAGAGCUCUUCUGAAAUGAUUGUAUUUGUCUGACACACGGUUCCAGCACCACUUACAAAAUGAAAAUGAAAAUGGAAUCACCUGCACAUAGGUUGGAUGGAUUACAGUGCUACCUAAUAAGGCACAGAAGACCUUAUUAAGAUCUCUUUGUGAGCUGACUGGAGUAGACCUGUGUCUGACCCAGUGUCUUUCUGAAGUCAGUGUGGGCUGCUGCUGAAAUCUGGGGCUUGGGUUUCUGAUCUGAAUUCACAAACUAGUUUGUCUUCUAAACAAAGGUUUACUGCAGCUGCUGUUAAUUUUAUGUUUAAAAGACCUGGUAAAGAACGUAACUUCCACAGAAAGCAUUUUCAUUUUUACAUACAUUACCAUAAGUGAUGUAAAAUAGUUUGAGAUCUCGAUUGUUUUGGUUCUAUGCUUCAAAGCUGUCAUUGUGACCGGGUGUCAUCAGGAUGUCACAGUGGCUCACUCAGUACUUAAUUAACUAACCCUGCUACUAAGCCAUUUGAAAAUUGGCCUUAGUUUUUCUGGCAUUUAGAAGAAAAAUAAUUUUUUAAAAUCUUAGCACUCAUGCUGUAGUGUCCCAUUUCUGCCUGUAAUCGUUGGACCCUGCAGUGAGUGAGGUUCGAACACUUUGUCUCUUUUACCCACUGUGUUGGAGUUAAGUGAACUCCAGGCAUUUAAACUGAAGGGAAAGGUAUUCUUGUUAAUUCUUGAGUCCUGAGGAAAUCUUUCCUAGGUGUUUGCUGUCCCAGCUUAGGGCUUCCUUUCCUCACACACGUCACUCAGUGCAAGCUGCCUUACUCUGUUGGUUGCAUCAUUCCUGUCAGGUUUAAGCUUUGUUUAUGUUUAGAUUCUUCUAAUAUUAAAUCUUAUGUAAAAAAUGUAUGAUGUACUACAAACUUUAUGCAUAACAAAACUAAGUUAUAGCCUAUUGUAACCUAUAAAACACUUCUUGUAAAUGAUCUAAUUUAUUUUUCCAUUUAUGUACAGUUUCUUAAUGUAAAUUUAAAAGAUAUUUGUUGUGCCCUGCUCUGUAAACAUUCCCUUAAUGCUUAUUUGCAUGAGAGACUUUUGGGUUCUAUUUGUUUGUACUAUGUAGCUGUAAGCUGGGUUUGGGUGUCUACCUUUUCUGUAGUUUCUAACUUUUUAAAUUUGUUAAUAUUCAAUAAGUGUUAGAAUCAUGCUUUUUAUACCCUACUUUCCAAAUAAAUUCUCUCUUUACUA